This is a messenger RNA of Danio rerio (zebrafish), 5841 nucleotides long. The record is from RefSeq and is a predicted model, not a curated record. Lineage: Eukaryota; Metazoa; Chordata; Actinopteri; Cypriniformes; Danionidae.
GCACACAGGCUCAGUUCUUCCGGUGCGCGUGAGGAAGGGAUUAAACGUCCGUCUCGCUGCUCUCUUUCCGUGAAAGAACGGCAGCCCACCCGCGUUUACCGGCGUUUCAAACCGGAACGGAGUACUGACGACUCGUUCGUUAACCAAUCAAGCAGUUUGUGAGAUUAGGGAUGAACUGAGAAUGAAUGUCAACCAGCAACCUCACAUGGCCUCUCCUUAUGGGCAACCUCAGCCAGGGUAUCAGCGCUACCCUCAGCCAGGGUAUCAGCGCUACCCUCAGCCAGGGUAUCAGCGCUACCCCCAGCCUGGAUACGGGGGUGGCCAUGUGCCAUCGGGAUAUCCAGCUCAGUAUGCACCAGAUAACGGCCCGGGCUCUGGCUACCAACAAGGUCCACCGCAAGGAUAUUCUCCUUAUGCAAGCUUUCCCUCUAAGACUCUCACAACAAACUUAGUCUCUGACCUGUCCUCCUCCUCUCCUCUUGACUUAGGCAUGAGAGAACCCCCCACCUCAGGGACACCACCUGUCUCAGGUGCCCAGAGCUAUUCGCAGUUUGGCCAAGGAGAGACUCAAAAUGGACCACCUCCAAUGGUAGCUCCACCACAGGGGACUCUAGUGUCUCAACCGCACACUCCAAAUGCAGUGAGUCUGUCCGGUCCUACUCAGCCCCCAUACGGCCAGCAGUUUGGAUCUCCACCUAUUGGCAUGCAGCAGAUGACCAAUCAGAUGGCCAGCAUGCAGGUUGGCUCUACUGCACCCUCCCCUGCAGGCCCAGGCUAUGCCCCUCCCUCCACGGCUCAGGCUCCAAUCUCUGCUGCCUACACACCUUCAGCUCCUCCUACUUUCCCACCCACCUCCUCGGCUCCCUCACAGCCUCCACCUACUGAAGCUGUGGCUCAGCCUCCCCCUCUGCCCUACUAUGGAGCUCCACCUCCUGCUCAGCAGCCUUUCCCAAAUGCUGUCUCUACGUUCUCCUCCGCUGGCCCUACUCAGCCUCAAGCUCCACCAUCUGUUUCUCAACAGUCUUUCCCUCAAGCUCCAGCCGUCUCUCAGCCUCCUUUUUCCACAGCUCCUCCUCCAGGUCCAUCACAGUCAUAUGGAGGCCCGCUUCCUCCAACACAGCCCUCAUUUCAAAGAGCUCCGCUUCCCACUUCCCAACCCGGCGUGUUCCCUGGAGGUCCACCACCCACCUCUACUCAUUCUCAGCUUCCGGGACCCAUGCCACCUCAACCACCAGUUUCCCAGCCCUCACCAUACUAUUCAGAACCCCCACCAACCACUGCUUCGUUUCCACCACAAGUUGGCGCUCCACCAAGGCCUCCCCUUGCUGGAAUGCAGGGCCCUCCUAUGGCAUCACAAGGGCCUCUGAUGGCAUCGCAUGGGCCACCAGGGGCAUCUCAAGAGCCUCCACUGCAAUUGCAAGGGCCUCCAAUGGGAUCGCAAGGCCCUACAAUGGCACAAGUUAAUCAUGUACCCCCUUCACAACCUGGUAUGCCACCUGGUCCUAUUAAUGCUUCCCUGUCAGGGCCACCACCACAGCCGGGAAUGCAGGGAUAUCCUCCUCAGCAAAAUGGUGCUUUCGGGCAAGUCAGAGGUCCUCAGCCUGGCUAUGCAGCACCACCAUAUUCUGGCCAGCCAAACUAUGGAGCACCACCCGCUGCACCUGCCCCAGCACCAGCUGCCCCAAAGAGACUCGAUCCUGAUUCUAUCCCAAGCCCGCAAACCUCUGACAUGCCGCCUGUGCAGAAAACAAGACAUAGAAUAGACCCAGACGCAAUCCCCAGUCCAAUUCAGGUUAUAGAGGAUGAUAAAGCAAACAAGGGAAGUCAACCUUUCACUACAGGGGUAAGAGGUCAAGCUCCACCUCUAGUAACCACCAGAUUUCAAGUGAAAGAUCAAGGGAAUGCAAGUCCACGCUACAUUCGUUGUACUGCCUACAACAUGCCCUGCAAUUCUGACAUGGCCAAACAGUCCCAGGUUCCUUUGGCUGCUGUCAUUAAACCCCUGGCCACGUUGCCUCCAGAUGAGUCACCGCCAUAUCUCGUGGAUCAUGGAGAAAGUGGUCCCAUUCGCUGUAAUCGCUGUAAGGCCUACAUGUGCCCAUUCAUGCAGUUUAUUGAAGGUGGCCGUCGUUUCCAGUGUGGCUUCUGCAGCUGUGUCACCGAGGUGCCUCCCCAUUACUUCCAGCAUCUGGAUCACACAGGGAAGAGAGUGGACUGCUAUGAACGACCGGAGCUCUCGAUGGGAAGUUAUGAAUUUAUGGCUACUGUGGACUAUUGUAAGAACAACAAGUUUCCUCAGCCACCAGCCUUUAUUUUCCUAAUUGACGUGUCCUACAAUGCUGUAAAAAAUGGCAUGGUGGGAAUGGUUUGCCAGGAGCUGAAGACAUUGAUGGAUUAUUUGCCCAGAGAGAAUCCUGAUGUGGAAUCAAAUGUUCGAGUUGGCUUUGUCACCUACAAUAAAGUACUUCAUUUCUAUAAUGUGAAGGCCUCCCUCGCUCAGCCACAGAUGCUUGUUGUGUCUGAUGUGGCUGAUAUGUUUGUGCCCUUACUGGAUGGAUUUCUGGUCAAUGUCUCAGAGUCCAGAGUGGUUAUUGAGAGCUUGUUAGAUCAGAUUCCUGAAAUGUUUGCAGACACACGGGAAACUGAGACUGUGUUUGGGCCUGUCAUUCAGGCUGGGCUGGAAGCACUUAAGGCCGCAGACUGUGCUGGAAAGCUCUUUAUUUUCCACUCAUCUCUCCCCAUUGCUGAGGCUCCAGGCAAACUGAAGAAUAGGGAGGAUAAGAAACUAGUGGGCACUGAUAAAGAAAAGUCAUUGUUCCAGCCGCAAGUUAGUUUUUACAACACCCUAGCCAAGGAUUGUGUGGCGCAGGGCUGCUGUGUGGACCUUUUCCUAUUUCCCAACCAGUAUGUUGAUGUAGCAACGUUAGGGGUGGUGCCCACUUCAACAGGCGGCUCGAUCUAUAAGUACACCUACUUCCAGGCUUCAUCUGACCAGGAGCGUUUCCUUAAUGAUUUGAGGCGAGAUGUGCAGAAGCAGAUGGGCUUUGAUGCAGUGAUGAGGGUCCGCACCAGCACAGGGAUCCGGGCGACAGACUUCUUCGGCUCCUUCUAUAUGAGCAACACUACAGAUGUAGAGCUGGCAGGACUAGACUGUGACAAGACCGUCACUGUAGAGUUCAGACAUGACGACAAGCUCAGCGAGGAGACUGGAGCUCUCAUGCAGUGUGCUGUUCUGUACACCAGCUGCAGUGGCCAGCGACGGCUACGGGUCCAUAACAUGGCAGUCAACUGCUGCUCUCAGCUGGCAGACCUGUACAGGAACUGUGAGACUGACACCAUCAUCAACUUCUUCGUCAAAUAUGCAUAUCGGAGUGUACUCAGCAGUCCUACGAAGAAUGUACGUGAUAGCCUGGUGAAUCAGUGUGCACAGAUCUUGGCCUGUUACCGAAAGAACUGUGCCAGUCCAUCUUCAGCAGGGCAGUUGAUUUUGCCAGAAUGUAUGAAGCUGCUGCCUGUAUAUCUGAACUGCGUGUUGAAGAGUGACGUUCUGCAGCCCGGGGCAGAUGUCUCCCUGGAUGACCGUGCCUACUUGAGACAGCUGGUCAGCGCUAUGGAUGUGGCAGAGAGCCAUGUGUUCUUCUACCCUCGGCUGCUUCCGCUGCAAAAGCUAGAUGCGGAGAGCACGUCUCUGCCUUUGGCAGUCAGAGACUCCGAGGAGCGACUGUCUAGAGGAGGAGUCUACCUGUUAGAGAACGGACUGAACAUUUUCAUUUGGGUCGGGGUCAAUGCCCAACAGGAACUGCUUCAGAACAUAUUUGGCACACCUGCCUUCAGUCAGAUAGACCCCAGCAUGACCUCUCUGCCGGCUUUGGAUAAUCCUUUUUCAAAGAGACUGAAGGAGAUUAUCGAGUCCAUCAGGGCACAGCGCUCACGAUACAUGAAGCUCAUGGUGGUGAAGCAGGAAGACAAGCUGGAGCUGAUCUUCAAGCACUUCCUAGUAGAGGAUAAGAGCAACAACGGUGGAGCGUCUUAUGUGGACUUCCUGUGUCACAUGCACAAGGAGAUUCGUCAGCUCCUGAGCUGAGUGUCAGGUCCCCUCUCUCCUCCUCCUCCUCAGCUCUGUACUCAGAAGCGCUUUAACUUUUUAUUUAACAUAAUAAACAAAACCCCCUUUGCCCAUCAUCUUCUCUUCCUCAAAUAUAAUCUCAUCCGCCGUGACUCUUGAGGAUGACGCCACCUCUAACGGAAUUAAUGUUGCUCCGUCAGAUCACACUGUUCUUUUGGUUUUAGUGGUGGGAGUUUUGACCAGACCUUCUCCCUUUCUUUUGAUGACAGGCUUGUGAGACUGUGUGUGUGUGUGAUAGAGAGUGAGAUGUGCUGUUAUUACUGCUCUACAGCUGAUCUGGGAUCAGGAUGUGAAACCACAAUUAGGGCUUAAACCGCAUUAUGAAAUGAACUGCUAGCGGGUUUUAAGAGUGUGUUUGACUGUGAACGUCGAUGUUGAUUGUACUGGGUGUUCUGUGAGAAACACUAGCACUGAUUAAUGGUCUCUAGAUGACCAUUAUCUAAUCUAGCAUCAAAGAUAAAUCUAGAGCUACUCCGAAUACAGUGAAAUGAAGUCCCUUAUCUUUAUUCCAGUGUGAAUGGAAAGAUGUUUUAGAACAAAAUAUAUUCAUGUCCAGUUAUUUGUAUUUCUUUCUGCUUAGCUUCAGUUUCCCGUUUGAUUUCCCUCUUUCUCAACCUUGGCCUUAUUGAUCCUCUCUUCUUUUGGGUCCGUUAUUCUGUCGAUUAUGUCCAGCUGUUGUCAUUUUCACCUUUUUAAUGUGUGCGAAAAACCUAGCGGACUCUGUGGGAGCUUGAAGUGUGCUGUUAAUCAUUGGAAAUGUCUUUUACUCUGAGAACACAUUCAAUAUAAAAAUUCUAUGCAUCGACUUAUCUUUAAACAAACAGAGGGAAAGCUGUUCAAGAGCCUGGGAGGAAUAUUAUCUGUGUUAUUUCUCCUCCAUCACCCUCAUUCUGCAUUAGAAACAGAUAUGCUUAAAACUGGUACGUUAGUGUCAUUUCCAGGUCCUGAUGAGGAAUAUGGAUUUCUACAGGGAGUUGCGGAUUGUCAAGAUCCUUCAGUAAUUGGGCAUAUAUUACAGAAUCGGGCUGGCAUUUCCCUUUUUUAAGUUUUUGUUUGGUUCUUUACUGUACGGUCUGUUAGUAACCUGUAUUUGCUUGGUUAUGUAUCAGUUAUGAUUUCAUAGUAUGAUCUGACUCUGAAGGUUUGUGGUUCUGGGGCAGGUGCAUUUUUAUUCUGCUCUGGAGUAUUAUUCAUCUUUGUGCAAUGGAAGCCUGUGCUGAAUGAGUGAAGUGUGGGACUCAUUUAGAAACUGACCCUUUCUAACCCCUUUUUUUUUUUCUCAAACGAGUGACGUCAAGCACAUGCGGGAUUGUGACCUUAAAAGCAAUCAACACUAAAUACCUUGUCAUCACAUUUAUUACAUGUACAGAAUUAAAAAUCACAUUUUAAAAAUGAUGUCAAGCUAGCGUGCUUUGUUGAAUCUUUAAGUGAACUGCACAUGAUGUGUGGGCGAGUCUUUUACUUGGUCCUUUCUGAAGUAUAUCUUUGUCCGAUAUUGCAGAGCUCUUUUAUAUAGAGGUGUGUGUGUGUUUUUGGAGGUGCAUCCUGGUGAAGUUCUCUUUAGAACUGAGGGAUCGGCCUUUGAGGUUUUCUUUUUUCAGUGUUUGUCUCUAACCCAUAUGUGUUUUUAAUGGCCAUAGACUUAAUGAUUUUGAGUUGUCUUCCUGUUUUAUCCAUGCCUCCUGACUGCAAAUAAAUGCCUAUAUCUAUUCAUC